Messenger RNA from Paralichthys olivaceus (Japanese flounder), 4103 nucleotides. RefSeq names its product protocadherin 7b (gene pcdh7b). Gene Ontology annotation, molecular function: calcium ion binding. Gene Ontology annotation, cellular component: plasma membrane. The record is from RefSeq and is a predicted model, not a curated record. Gene Ontology annotation, biological process: homophilic cell-cell adhesion. Lineage: Eukaryota; Metazoa; Chordata; Actinopteri; Pleuronectiformes; Paralichthyidae.
CAUGCGGCGCGUCUGCAGGUGACGGAACAGGCAGAAUAUGCUGGAUGCACUGAGGAAUUCAACCAACGUUUCCUAAAAAAAGAACUACAACGGAUUUACAUUUUUCUCAAGUUUUUGUAUUUUUCCGCUUAAAUCUUUUUUUUUUCCAAACGCAACCCUGAUUCUUUUUUUUCCAGGAGGGGUCAUGCAUUGUGGAGUUGGCUCGCAAAAAAAGGAGAGAGAACUAUACAGCCCUGUUGGCUGCAAGUGACUCGGAGGUGUAAGAGAGAGAGAGCAGGGAUAAAGGCAACCGGACAGGUGAUUUCACAUCCACAUCCUCGGAGAUCGGAGAGUUGAUCCACACUCGAGCCGUGCGAUGAGUUUGGAAACUGCACGCGCGGGCAUUUAAAUGAUCCUCUGACAUAUGUGGACAUAUCGUCGGACAGAGGAAUAUUGCAGCCUCACCCACACAAAAAAAGGAGAUUAUAAUCCACAACCUGUGCGUAAAACGGCGCGACGUGGACUGGUGACACUUUCUGGUGAUGUGACAUUUUGGCUUUUACGCGCAUAAUCCACACAGGCCCGUUUGUGGCAACGUCCAGGGCGCACGGAGCCUCCCUGGUGUGUGUUUUUGUGUAUGUGUGUGUGUGUGUGGUUUUUCUUUUUCAACACCAUUGCGGUUUUUCUUUUACUAACACAAGAAAAGAGCAAUCCAGCGCCGGCGGUGGAGGAGGGAGAGGAGAGAGGGAAGCCCGUGCACUUGCUGCUUUUCACUGCAGCAGGAGCGAUGUCGGAAGUCGUCCAGAGGAUGAAGUCUUUGCGCAAACCGAGGGCUUUGCACUGAAUGAAAACGAUAUUCCGGACUUUCCAUCAGUGAUUACAUUCUUUUUUUUGGACAUUUUUCUUCAAACCCAAGUGGAACAAUGAGGACUACUGGUGCAGUGGACUAUUUGUACUAUUGCAUGCUCAUCCUGCAGCUCGUGAAUCAGCCCGCCGCCAAGCAAGUGCUCCGGUACCGCUUGGCUGAGGAGGGACCCGCCGAUGUCAGAGUGGGAAACGUCGCCGCCGACUUGGGCAUCGUCGCCGGGUCCGGAGAGGUGACAUUCACGCUGGAGUCAGGCUCUGAUUUCUUCAAAAUAGACAACAUCACAGGUGAGCUCAGCACCAACGAGAGGCGGAUAGACCGCGAGAAACUGCAGCAGUGCCAAAUGAUAUUUGAUGAGAACGAGUGUUUUAUAGAUUUUGAGGUGUCAGUCAUCGGACCAGCCCAGAGCUGGGUAGACCUGUUUGAGGGAAAAGUCAUCAUAUUAGAUAUCAAUGACAACACCCCAUCUUUCCCAUCCCCUGUCCUCACACUGUCUGUGGAGGAAAACAGACCCAUUGGAACCCUUUAUCUGCUGCCCACCGCCACAGACAGAGAUUUUGGCAGAAAUGGAAUAGAGAGAUACGAGCUCAUCCAGGACAAUGGUGAGAACUCAAGGCGCCUGGGCUCCACAGGGGAUUCAUACUCUGGGAAGAGGAGGUUUGAUGAAGGCGCGAGCAGGAGCAGCGUAUUUGAACUGCAAGUUGCUGACACCACUGAUGGAGAGAAGCAGCCUCAACUCAUCAUUAAAGGGGCCCUUGAUAGGGAGCAGAGAGACUCCUAUGAGCUCACGCUGCGUGUGAGGGACGGAGGAGAUCCCCCUCGCUCCUCUCAGGCCAUUCUCAGGGUGAUGAUAACUGAUGUGAAUGACAACAACCCUCGGUUUGAGAAGAGCGUGUAUGAGGCUGAUCUACCAGAAAACAGCUCCCCGGGUGCCCCCAUACUCCAGCUCAAAGCGGCGGAUGCAGACGUGGGGGUUAACGGCCAGAUAGAGUAUGUGUUCGGGGCAGCCACAGAGUCAGUGAGGAGGCUGCUGAGGUUGGAUGAGAGCACAGGGUGGCUGAGUGUACUGCACCGCAUUGACCGUGAAGAAGUGAGCCAACUGAGGUUCACGGUAAUGGCCCGUGACCGAGGCCAGCCACCCAAAAUGGACAAGGCUACUGUGGUGUUGAACAUUAGGGAUGAAAACGACAACGUUCCUGCUAUAGAGAUAAGGAAAAUUGGACGCAUUUUCUUAAAAGACGGUAUAGCCAAUGUGGCUGAGGAUGUGGUGGUGGACACACCCAUUGCCUUAGUACAGGUGUCAGACCGAGACCAGGGGGAAAAUGGUAUAGUGACCUGCACAGUGGUAGGGGAUGUGCCCUUUCAGCUCAAACCAGCCAGUGAAAUGGAGGGUGAGCAGAAUAAAAAGAAAUAUUUCCUCCACACGUCUGCACCACUGGACUAUGAGGCCACACAGGAAUACAAUGUGGUCAUAGUGGCUGUGGACUCUGGAAGCCCCAGUCUGGCAAGUAAUAACUCUCUUAUCGUCAAAGUUGGCGACACUAAUGACAACCCUCCUAUCUUUAGCCAGAACGUCGUUGAGGUGUCUUUCCCAGAAAACAAUGCCCCUGGCGAGAGGGUGACAACAGUGGUGGCCAUUGAUGCAGAUAGUGGGAAAAAUGCAGAAAUUGCCUACUCCCUUGACUCAUCAGUAAAUGGGAUUUUCUCCAUCGACGCAGACAGUGGAGACAUCCGAGUAAACACCAUUCUGGACAGAGAACAAACUGAGCGCUAUGAAUUCAAAGUGAUAGCCAAAGAUAAGGGCGUAAACACCCUCCAGGGCUCUGCAACAGUGGUUGUCCUUGUGGCCGAUAAGAAUGACAACGAGCCAAAGUUCAUGCAGGAUGUGUUCACCUUCUAUGUCAAAGAGAACCUUGAGCCAAACAGCCCUGUUGGCAUGGUUACAGUCAUUGAUGCAGAUAAAGGCCAAAAUGCUGAGAUGAGUCUUUUCAUUGAAGAAGAGGAAGACAUGUUUUCAAUUGAAAAUGACACUGGGACGAUUUUCUCCACCCUGUCCUUUGACAGAGAGCAGAAGACUACAUACACCUUCCGAGUCAAAGCUGUGGACGGCGGUGAUCCCCCGAGAUCCGCCACCGCCACGGUUUCACUCUUAGUCAUGGAUGAAAAUGACAAUGCACCGAUGGUCACUUUCCCAAUAAACAGCUCCUACACCCUUCUUCCCCCAUCCAGUAACAUCGGAACAGUAGUCAGAACAGUCAUAGCCACAGAUACUGACAGUGGCGUCAAUGCAGAUCUGAACUACGGCAUUAUUGGGGGAAACCCCUUCAAGCUGUUUGAGAUUAAUGGCAGUUUUGGGGUUAUUUCACUGGUAGGGAAGCUGGAGCAGAAGCAUUAUGGCCUCCACAGACUGGUGGUGCAGGUGAGCGACAGGGGGCAGCCUUCACAGACCACCACCACACUGGUUCACGUGUAUGUUAAUGAGACUCUUUCGAAUUCCACAGUCGUGGAGGCCCAGGUGGCAAAGAGCCUGAGCACGUCUCUCAACACAAACAUCGCUGGUGACCCGAACUAUGAUCUAAGCAAACAGCGUUUAAGCAUUGUGAUCGGCGUCGUUUCAGGCAUCAUGACGGUCAUCCUCAUCAUUCUCAUUGUUGUCAUGGCCCGUUAUUGCCGUCCAAAGAAUAAGAAUGGCUACGAGGCCGGCAAGAAGGAUCACGAGGACUUCUUUACACCACAGCAGCAUGACAAAUCCAAAAAGCCCAAGAAGGAUAAGAAGAAACAGAAAUCUAAACAGCCACUCUAUAGCAGCAUUGUCACUGUUGAGGCCUCCAAACCCAACGGGCAGCGCUACGAUGGCGUCAACGAGAAGCUGUCAGACAGUCCAGGCAUGGGCCGCUACCGUUCAGUCAACGGAGGGCCCGGGAGCCCAGAUCUGGCCCGACACUACAAGUCCAGUUCGCCGCUCCCCACUGUCCAGCUUCACCCGCAGUCGCCAACAGCUGGAAAAAAGCACCAGGCAGUUCAGGACCUGCCCCCUGCCAACACCUUUGUUGGCACCGGAGAUAACAUUUCCCUUGGAUCUGACCACUGCUCUGAAUACAGCAGUCAAACUAUCAACAAGUACAACAAACAGACUCCCGGCCCUUGCCUGACGUAGCCAUGACUGGCAAGUGCACUCGGGAAUGUGACGAGUAUGGCCACUCGGACUCCUGCUGGAUGCCUGUGCGCACGUCGCCUGAACGACGGCCAUCCAAGUCAA